Molecule: messenger RNA, 4100 nt
Organism: Melanotaenia boesemani (Boeseman's rainbowfish)
Lineage: Eukaryota; Metazoa; Chordata; Actinopteri; Atheriniformes; Melanotaeniidae
Gene: pde7a
Product: phosphodiesterase 7A
Exons: 13
Coding region: 895-2430 (511 amino acids)
Molecular function (GO): 3',5'-cyclic-AMP phosphodiesterase activity
Source: RefSeq, a predicted model, not a curated record
UGUGUGCUUUAAAAGCAUACAGUAGGCUAAUGUUUAGAACGAUAGGCAGGUAGUUGUAGGGAAAAAACCACACUUUAGGUUGUUAAUUUUGAGUAUUUUUGGUCGGUAGUUUUGUUUUGCGUGCCAUUGCCUUUUCUAUAAAACCACGGGAGUUGCGGCGAAUGAGAUGAACGUCGGGGUUCCCCCGUAUGAGCUAGACAUUUUGCGUUUCACGGCCAGCGGUGAAUUAGACAAUUGUUCCUUCAUCGUGCAGCUUUAGAAUGAAGACGGAAAAGACCUACAUGUUGAUUUUAUUUCGCCACCGGUUAAAGCCUGAAUGAGAGAAAAAACCUCCCGGCGACGACUGUCAAGGUCUUACAUCCUGGAGCUGGCUCACUUCAUCUGCCGGAGUUGCAUAGAAAAUUAUAUGUUGAUUAAAUUUUUUUUUUGGAAGCGGUUGUGCCUUUUGUUUUCAUAUCGGGAUAUGCGGAUCUGUAAACGCCACGAAACCCAAAUGAGCAGACGUUUUUUCUGCUUUGAAAAUGAGGAAGCGAUUUCAUAAAGACCCAGAAAAUGGCAAAAAGGUCUCGUCGUCCGUGGGCCCUGAUUUCAGCAAAAUGAGAAGGAAAGGGGCAAAUGCAACAGCAGCAUGAUUUUUUUUCACCCCCUACAGAAUGACACCAAAGGAGGUAAAACGGUGGAGGUAGAUGAGACGCAGCAUCGAUGAAGGCGGUCUGGACAAGUUUUGAGUCGCUCAUAAUGAACAGAAAUACUUUACAGAUCGUUUUCACUCUACUGAAAGAUAUUUUCUAAUUCACCAGUCAUCUUUUUCGCAUUGCAUCAAUUAUCUUGUUUUUCCCCUUUUUAAAAAAAAAAAUAUAUUUUUUUUUAUCCGGAUCCUGCCCUGACUACUCAAUGGAAGUAUGUUACCAGCUACCGGUUUUGCCUCUAGACAGGCCGGUUCCCAAGCAUGUCCUCAGCCGGAGGGGAGCCAUUAGUUUCAGCUCUAGCUCUUCCCUCUUCGGGGCUCCUGAUCCAAGACAGCUGUCACAGAGGCGAGGGGCCAUUUCCUACGACAGCUCUGACCAGACAGCGCUAUAUAUUCGUAUGCUAGGAGCUUGUGUAGUAUUCAAACAGCUGUUUGCAAGAGAUGUGAGAGUGAGAAGUCAGGUUGGAUUUGAACCGGAACGAAGAAGCUCCCACCCAUACCUUUGUAUCGACUUCCGAACACUUCACACACGGCUGAGCCGCGGGUCCUCGUCAUCCAGUUCUGAUUCUGAAAGGAGGGUCCACAGACUGCUCAGCUUCCAGAGAUACCUGCAUUCAUCCCGCCUGCUGCGGGGAAUCCCCCAGCAGAUUCCUCUUCACAUCCUUGAUGAAGACUACACUGGACAGGCCAGAUGCAUGCUGGAAAAAGUUGGCAACUGGAAUUUUGAUAUUUUCCUCUUUGAUAGAUUGACAAAUGGGAACAGCCUGAUCACCCUGACCUUCCACCUGCUGAACCAGUAUGGCCUGGUGGAGCUCUUCCAGCUGGAUAUGGUCAAACUCUGGAGGUUUUUAGUUAUGGUUCAGGAGGACUACCACAAUGACAACCCGUACCACAACGCUGUCCAUGCUGCAGAUGUCACACAGGCCAUGCAUUGCUACCUGCAGGAGCCCAUGCUUGCACAGUCUCUGACGUCCUAUGACAUCUUACUGGGGCUCCUAGCAGCUGCCACACAUGACCUGGACCACCCUGGGGUCAACCAGCCUUUCCUCAUUAAGACUGACCACUAUCUAACAACACUGUAUAGAAAUACCUCAGUUCUGGAAAAUCACCACUGGAAAUCAGCAGUGGGUCUCCUUAGAGAGACUGGACUGUUCUCCCAUUUGCCUGCUGAGGACAGUAAGAGCAUGGAGAGAGAAUUGGGCUCCUUAAUCCUGGCCACAGACAUCAGCAGACAGAACGACUAUCUGUCCAGGUUUCGUAUGCACCUGGACCAGGACAACCUGUGCUUGAACCACGCCAGCCACCGUCACUUUGUCCUACAGAUGGCUCUUAAGUGUGCAGAUAUCUGCAACCCCUGCAGACCCUGGGAGCUGAGCAAACAGUGGAGUGAGAAAGUGACAGAGGAGUUCUUCCAACAAGGAGACAUCGAGAAGAAGCACAAACUUGAAGUCAGCCCACUUUGUGACAGAGAGACAAACACAGUUGGCAACAUUCAAAUAGGCUUUAUGACAUACGUCGCGGAGCCGCUGUUUGCAGAAUGGGCCCGUUUUUCCGACACACGGCUAUCCCAGACAAUGCUAGGUUACAUGGGGCUGAACAAAGCCAGCUGGGGUGGCCUGCAGCAGGAACAAAUCCCCGUCUUAGAGGAGGUAGAACCCAGCACAGUCGGCACAGACACAAAAGACACCGCCACAGGAGGAACCAGCUCCAAAGAAAUACCUCAGGGAAGCAGAGAAUCCUGACACUCCUUCUGUGCUCUUUCACCCCAGCCUCCCAGAUCCAGAACCUUGGCCUCAAGGCCUCACCACAUACUGAGAACCUGGUGGGGCUCCCACCAGCCUGCAGCCCUGUCGCUGCCCCUUCUGAUCCCAUAAUCUUGUUUAUGUUUUGUUGCAUUGGUCUCCCAUCUUGAUAAACCACUGAUUUUAUUUAAUUUAUUUAAUUUUUAAUUCAUCCUUUUGGCAUAGAGCAAUACAUAGAUACCUCAUUUGGCUACUGCUGUAUUUUCUUUUAUUAGCUCUGUUUAAUUUAUUUGCCCACUGUAGUUUUGGCAUUACUGACUGAACACACCAUUUUAUUUUUAUUUUUUAUUUUUUUUAUUUAUUUAUUUUUUUGGAGGGGGGUGAACCUUUAGGGGAAAGCAGUAUAAAAACUGGGACUUUUUUUUCUGGAUUUUUGAAGUGCCAUUUGAAAACUGAGAUUUGAAGAAUGAUUUGGAUUGAACUGACUGAGACAACUGGAGUAUUCAUGUGAGACCCUCCUGAGACUUUUGAGUAUUGAUGUGUUGCAUUUGUACUGAAGAUUCUUCCUCAUGUUAAAAAAAAAAAAAAAAAAAAAAUGUGACAAGCCCAGUCCUUCUGCUGCCUCUAUGAUGACUGUUUACGCAUCUCCCUGUCUGUUGUAUCUUUCCCUUGAACUGAAAUGAAUCUUGUCAGCUCCACGGUUUGCCUUUGAAGCACAGAUGUAAAGAACCACUUGUUUGAACUGUCAUCCCACUGUUGAAGCCAUGAGCAGAACCUUAUUCAAACACACCAGAUGCCAUAAAUGACUCCACCUGUGCUACUAUGUGUUCUUGCACUCCAAAUAAUGAUGAUGUUGCUUCAUCUCCAUGACCUUCCUAAGAUAUCCUGUAAAAGGUAUUAUCUAGCCCUGGUUGACCUCUGGGAGCUCCCCGGCCAGAAUGGACACUGGUCAGUCACUGCACUUGCAUCUAACCUGGAAGUCCGCUCCAUGCAACUUGACUCGCUCAGGGUUUUGCCAGUCUCUUUUUAGAGGGAGAGGGGGAGGAGGUGACUACAGACGAUGCAAGGUUGCUGGGUUUCUUUUUGUUUUGUUUUUUUGGCUUGGAUCAACUGGAGAUUCCCUCUCUGCAGAAUGUCUCACAGCCACAUGAAACCUAAAGGACUGCUUGACUUAUGCCUUAUAACUAUGCACAAACUAUGCUAAGUGACCAAACCAACUCCUGUUCCCAUCAAGUGCAUGGUGUGCUUGUCUUUGAAUGCACUGUCCAGACCCUUUGUCCUUUUGUUGUGAGGAACAACCCCAGCUGUUCUUUUUUUUUUUUUUUUUUUUUUUUUUGUUUUUUGUAUGGAAACAUAAUGGUCGAGUGAAUUAGAACAUUCCACUUUUUUGUGUUUGGUUUUCUAUUUUGAUUCUGUAUAGUGGCACAGAUUGUGUUUGUGUUGAAACAUUUUGAACGAUAACAGGUGCUUUUCUUACUUUAGCUGAUUUGUAUUUUGCUGUAAGUGCUGUAAGACUGUUGAUAAAACUGUUUACAAUUUGUUGCAACAGCCAUUUUUCGGGAAGACUUAAGUGUCAAGCCAGGUUUUGUAAAGGCUUUGCUGUAUUGACCUUUUUGAUACAUGCCUGUUGCAGUUUCAAUUUGAAUAAUAAAACCUGUUGUUGACUUUCA